AAACCUUCUGCAGCCAGGCCACCAAGAUUGUACGGCUUGCCAAAGAUACAUAAAGAAGAUACACCUCUUCGUCCCAUUGUCUCUACUAUCAACUCCCCCACUUACAAACUGGCUCGUUUUUUGUCCGAAAUCCUACGGCCUUUCACUGGAAAAACCACCUCUGCAGUACUAAAUUCUACUGACCUGGUAUCGACAAUCAAGGGGAUUGCCCUGUCCCCAGACGACCUGCUUGUCAGUUUUGAUGUGGUUUCCUUGUUCACCAAGGUGCCUGUGCCUGACACCAUCGCAAUCAUUGAAGACUUGGUUCAUCAAGGACUGAAUGCUGGGGUACCCCCCCUGGUGAGACACUGCUUAACCAAUACAUACUUCACCUGGAAUGGAACCUUCUACAAGCAAAUUGAGGGCACCCCAAUGGGCUCCCCCCUAUCUCCGGUUGUAGCCAACAUCUUCAUGGAGAAAUUUGAGACGGACGCCAUCCAGACUGCCACUCUACGCCCGACCUUAUGGAAGAGGUACGUAGACGACACUUUUGUCAUCUGGCCACAUGGCCGGCCUGCUCUAGACCAAUUUCUCGACCACAUCAAUUCCAUACACCCAGCCAUCAGAUUCACCAUGGAAGUCGAAAAUGAUGGCAAGCUACCCUUUUUGGAUGUCCUAAUCAAAAGGAGACCUGAUGGUUCAAUGAGCCACUCUGUCUACAGGAAAGCCACCCACACGGAUGCUUAUCUAAAACCGGAUUCCCACCACCAUCCAUCCCAGAAGAAUUCCCUCAUCAAGACUCUAUAUCAUAGAGCCCAAUGCAUCUCCGACCAUGAACACAUUUCCAGUGAACUCAAACACGUACGCCAAACGGAGGUACUCUGCAAACCUACCGGCUACCUUCAGAGAUUUGUUCAUGAAGCUAUGCAGAUAUAUAAAUACAGACACAACUUCAACCGAGAAGAUGGGUACAAACUAAGCAAUCAUUGGAACGACGUUAUUAACCAGUCAGCUCAGGAGUGCGUGGCGAGUCCAGCCCAGCCGCCUCCUCCACAGAGCUGGCUGGACAUCGCCGGCCCCCUGGCGAAGAUUGCCGUCAUCUCUUUGAGCGCAUGA
Messenger RNA from Callorhinchus milii (elephant shark), 1095 nucleotides. RefSeq lists its product as uncharacterized. The record is from RefSeq and is a predicted model, not a curated record. The annotation marks the transcript as partial. The transcript has 3 exons. NCBI's taxonomy places the organism in Eukaryota, Metazoa, Chordata, Chondrichthyes, Chimaeriformes, Callorhinchidae.